Messenger RNA from Phytophthora sojae, 954 nucleotides. RefSeq lists its product as hypothetical. The record is from RefSeq and is a predicted model, not a curated record. The transcript has a single exon. NCBI's taxonomy places the organism in Eukaryota, Oomycota, Peronosporomycetes, Peronosporales, Peronosporaceae. The coding region runs from base 1 to 954 and encodes 317 amino acids.
AUGGUCAAGUACGUGCUCACCGGCGCCGACGGCAACCUGGGUGGCUUCGCGGCCGACUACGUCGCUGAGAUCAAGAACGACAACGACGAGAUCGUCUUCACCAGCUACAAGAUCGACAGCGUCCCGGCCGAGAAGAAGGCAGCGUGGGAGGCCAAGGGCAUCACGGUCGUGCCGGCCACCUACGACGACGUGGACACCCUCAAGAAGGUGUUCGAGGGCGCGGAGGCCGUGGCCUUCAUCUCCACGUGGCUCAUCGGCGACAGCCGCCGCAACCAGGCCAAAAACGUCAUCCAGGCCGCCAAGGAGACCGGCGUCAACCGCAUCUGCUACACGUCCUUCGUGGGCGCUGGCUCGGACAAGCCCAACGACCAGGUGCCGUUCCUGCCGCGCGACCACCACUUCAUCGAGCACGAGAUCUACAACUCGGGCCUGGACUACAACAUCCAGCGCAACUGGUUGUACCAGAACAACAUCCCGCAGUUCUUCGCGCAGUCGUGGCACUUCACCGAGGACCGCUGGCUCAUCAACAGCCACGGCGUCCCCGGAGCCUAUGUGGCUCGCGAAGACUGUGGCCGCGUGUUCGGCGCUCUGCUGCUCGGCAAGCAGGAGAAGAACACUGUUGUGGAUGUGACUGGCCCGGAGCCAGUGCUCGACCAGGACAUCUUCGAGUGGAUGAACUCCCACAGCGGCUACAAGGGCGAGUUCGUCGACAUGCCCGACGAGGAGCUGCGCGCCUACUGGCUCGGCCGCGGCCUGCCCACCGACCUGUACGGCGACUUCUCCAAGCUGCCCAUGAAGCUGUGCAUCGGCGACCUGCUGUGCUGCGGUGAGACUCUGGCCAACGGCUCGAUGAACAAGGUGACGGACACGGUGGAGCGUCUGACCGGCCGCAAGCCGCUCGGUUUCAAGGAGAACCUGCUCCAGUACAAGGAGAUUUUUCCCAAGAACCAGUAA